Molecule: messenger RNA, 216 nt
Organism: Prunus armeniaca (apricot)
Lineage: Eukaryota; Viridiplantae; Streptophyta; Magnoliopsida; Rosales; Rosaceae
Source: the annotation of a GenBank genome assembly
AUGCAGGCACAAAAGCAGAUCGCGGCGAGGUCCUACAACAGGAGGGUGAGGCAAAAGGCUUUCACCGAAGGUGACUUGGUAUGGCGUGCCGUGCUUCCUAUCGGGACUAAGGACCCUCGGUUCAAAAAAUUCUCACCUAAUUGGGAAGGGUUGUUUAUUGUUGAACGAAUCCUUGGCCGAGGUGCAUUUCAGUUAAGAGAUAGGGAUGGGGAAUGA